AAGGCCUAAUUUUUUUUUUGAUGCCCUAUGACUAUUAUUACUUUUAUGCAUGUGGCAUCACGAAAUCUGUACACCGACAAGAAGUGUGUUAGCACUAAAUUCUAAAUGUCUUUCUAGUGUGUGUGAAUGUCCUAAUUUUAAAUCAUGAAACUAAAUAUAUCCUAUCCUGCUACUGGGUGCCAGAAACUCAUCGAAAUUGAUGAUGAGAAGAAACUUCGUAUGUUUUAUGAAAAGCGUAUGGGACAUGAAGUUGAAGCUGAUGGACUUGGAGAUGAAUGGAAGAAUUACGUAGUUCGCAUUAGUGGUGGUAAUGAUAAGCAGGGAUUUCCCAUGAAGCAGGGUGUUUUGACAUCUGGUAGAGUUAGACUUCUUCUUUCUAAAGGACAUUCUUGCUACAGACCAAGACGAACUGGUGAGAGGAAGCGCAAAUCUGUUAGAGGCUGCAUUGUUGAUAGCAAUUUAAGUGUUCUUUGCCUAGUUAUUGUUAAAAAAGGUGAUCAAGAUAUUCCUGGUUUAACCGAUACAACUAUCCCUCGUCGCCUUGGACCAAAACGUGCUAGUAAAAUCAGAAAAUUAUUUAAUUUGGAGAAGGAUGAUGAUGUUAGACAGUUCGUAGUAAAGAGGCCUUUACCUCAGAAAGAAGGUAAGAGACCACAGACAAAAGCUCCUAAAAUUCAAAGACUUGUUACACCCGUGAUGUUGCAGCGUAAGCGUCAUCGUAUUGCCUUGAAACGCAAGCGUGCUCAAAAGCGAAAGGAUGAGGCCGCUGACUAUGCAAGAUUGUUGGCACAGAGGGCCAAGGAGGCUAAGGAGAAGAGAGCUGAAGAAGUACGCAGAAGGAGGUCUGCUUCUCAGCGAGAAUCUGUGUCAUCUAGUGGUCAUAAAAUGAGUACUAGUAAAUAAAUGUUCUAUUGAAUGAAAAAAAAAUAAAAGAAAUAUUGCAA
Molecule: messenger RNA, 944 nt
Organism: Parasteatoda tepidariorum (common house spider)
Lineage: Eukaryota; Metazoa; Arthropoda; Arachnida; Araneae; Theridiidae
Gene: RpS6
Product: ribosomal protein S6
Biological process (GO): translation
Cellular component (GO): ribosome
Molecular function (GO): structural constituent of ribosome
Source: RefSeq, a predicted model, not a curated record